Danio rerio (zebrafish) is the source of this 1775-nucleotide messenger RNA. RefSeq names its product ectonucleotide pyrophosphatase/phosphodiesterase 7, tandem duplicate 1 (gene enpp7.1). NCBI's taxonomy places the organism in Eukaryota, Metazoa, Chordata, Actinopteri, Cypriniformes, Danionidae. The record is from RefSeq and is marked validated.
GAGACAGGCUAAACUUUUACAUCAGAAGCACCUGGAGUGGAAUACCUGUCAUGUUACUGGCACUGAGUAUUUUGCUGCUUGCAUUCCCAGCAUCUCUCUCUGCUCCUACCAGAGGUCACUGCACCACAGGAAAAAACAAACUGCUCCUAAUCAGCUUUGAUGGGUUCAGAUGGGACUACGACCGAGAUGUGGACACCCCAAAUCUGGAUAAGAUGGCUGUGGAUGGAGUCAAAGCAGCAUAUGUCACUCCACCUUUCCUGACCAUCACCAGUCCUACACACUUCACCCUCUUAUCUGGAAGGUACAUUGAGAACCAUGGUGUCAUUCAUAACAACUGGUUUAACACAACUACUCAGGAAAAGAAACAAUACUACAUGACGCAGUUUGUUAAUGAUUACUGGGAUAAUGGAAGUCUACCCAUCUGGAUCACGGCUCAACGACAGGGUCUUAAAACAGGAUCCUUACACUUCCCUGGCACUGCAGCCAAAUACCAGAACGAAAAAAUCAAAGUAGGGGAGGUAGAACCAAGGUUUUAUGACCACACAAAUGAGACAUUGUGGAUGGAAAAGGUAGAUAAAGUCAUGAAAGACUGGUUUAAAGAUCAAGACUUAGAUUUUGUAACUUUGUAUUUUGGUGACCCGGAUUCAACCGGUCACAAAUACGGCCCUGAUUCACCUGAGCGUCGUGAGGCAGUCAAGAAAGUGGACCGAACUGUGGGCUACAUACGAGAAACUGCUAAGAAACAUGGGCUCAGUGAUCAUCUGAACAUCAUCAUCACAGCUGACCAUGGAAUGAGCACAGUGUUCAAAGGAGACCAAGUCAAAGAAAUAGUCCUCACCGACAUCCCAGGAUUCUCCUUGAAAGAUUUGAAAUUUCACAUGGUGGACUAUGGCCCUUUUGGGAUGCUGUUGCCUAAAGAAGGCAUGCUUGACAAGGUUUAUAAUGCCUUGAAAGGAGGCCAUCCACACCUUAAUGUUUAUAAGAAAGAAGACAUGCCUGCUCGACUGCAUUACUCCAAACAUCCUCGCCUCCUUCCCAUCAUCCUCUAUGCAGACCCAGGAUAUGUCAUCAAUGGGUUCUACGUAUUCCAGAACAAUAAAGGAGAACAUGGCUAUGACAAUGAAGUGAUGGACAUGAAGCCUUUUUUCAGGGCAGUGGGACCAGAUUUUCACAGGAACUUGUUGGUUGGACCAUUUGAGACAGUCAACGUUUACCCUCUAAUGUGUCACUUGAUUGGAAUAAGACCAGAAAUCAAUGACGGGUCGCUGGUUAACACCCGACACAUGCUGAAAUCAAAUGGAGAGACAUGUGGUUAUGGAGGAGAUGGUCCAGAGUCGAGUCUUCGGAACGUGUUCAUUGGUCUUGGUGCUGUGGCUGGAUUUUUAUUGCUUGCGUUUGUGGUCAUUACAUCCUACAAAGUGCAUAAAAGACGCAAAGUGAAUCAAAGCCCGAAAGUCAUAGAUGAUGAAGACCAGAUGAAAGCGGACUCCAAACAAACAUCAUUUUAAGAGGACAGUCACUUAUGUUUAUUCUUAAUCUCUUUCACUUAUGCUGGAUGGUUGUUUGGAACUGGAUGUAAUUAGUUUACACAUUUUCUGAAAAGUUAAUAUAGAAAAUGUAAGAAAAAUAUUGUCAUUACAUAUUUAAUAUUUAAGAAAUUCAUGUCAAAGGCAGCUUGAGUAAAAAGAUAUUCAGAAAUGUGUGUUUAUUUUUCAAUUAACUCUUAUAUUGUUGUGCUAAAUAUGCAAGUUAUAAUAAAAAAAUGUUUAUAAGAA